Messenger RNA from Sorex fumeus (smoky shrew), 4518 nucleotides. RefSeq names its product zinc finger CCCH-type containing 11A (gene ZC3H11A). The coding region runs from base 334 to 2778 and encodes 814 amino acids. The record is from RefSeq and is a predicted model, not a curated record. NCBI's taxonomy places the organism in Eukaryota, Metazoa, Chordata, Mammalia, Eulipotyphla, Soricidae. The transcript has 19 exons. Gene Ontology annotation, molecular function: metal ion binding.
GUGAGGACGGCGGGCGGCCGCGGCGGCUCCGAGAGAAGAAAGACGUGGCAGCCAGUGGGACUCGGGGUUCGGUAAAGUUUCUGUUCUCUGAUUUGGGGAUAUUCCCUGCCCAAAAAUUUCCUGGAAAAUUGACUAGUAUUAAGUGCGUAAUAGAUUGGAUCUGAGUGAAGACACAGACCUUCCUGUUGAGAGCAACCCGCUAAUGAUUGCAUUUUAAAGACGAUUUCUGUGGUUGAAUUGUCUAUUGGAAGAUUAACCCAUUUCAAGAGGUCCUCAUCUUGAAGCAGUGGCUUGUUUUCAAGAAGCCACUUCCGGUCUGAGGAUCUACCCAGCAUGCCUAAUCAAGGAGAAGACUGCUACUUUUUUUUCUAUUCCACGUGUACCAAAGGUGACAGCUGUCCCUUCCGUCACUGUGAAGCUGCACUCGGAAAUGAAACUGUUUGCACAUUAUGGCAGGAAGGCCGCUGUUUUCGACAGGUGUGCAGAUUUCGGCACAUGGAGAUUGAUAAAAAACGCAGUGAGAUUCCCUGUUACUGGGAAAAUCAGCCAAUGGGAUGUCAGAAACUCAAUUGUGCUUUCCAUCACAACAGAGGACGUUAUGUUGAUGGACUAUUCCUACCUCCAAGCAAAACUGUAUUGCCCACUGUACCUGAGACAGCGGAGGAGGAAGUGAAAACUAACCAGCUCACAGCUCAGCAGAACAAGCUGUCUGUCCAGUCUAAUCCCUCGCCCCAGCUGCGGAGUGUUAUGAAAGUAGAAAGCUCAGAAAAUGUUCCGAGCCCAACACAUCCUCCAGUUGUGAUAAAUGCUGCAGAUGACGAUGAAGAUGAUGAUGAUCAAUAUUCUGAAGAAGGUGAUGAAACCAAAGCCCCUCUCUUGCAACCGACUCCUGAAGUUCAUAAUGGAUUACGUGUGACUUCCGUCCGGAAACCUGGGGUCAAUUUAAAACAAGGUGAAUGUUUGAAUUUUGGAAUCAAAACUCUUGAAGAAAUCAAGUCAAAGAAAAUGAAGGAAAAAUUGAAGAAGCAAGGUGAAGGUUCUUCAGGAGUUUCCGGUCUUUUACUACAACCGCAACCCGUUCCAGGACCUGAGAAAGAGAAUGUCCGGACUGUGGUGAGGACAGUAACUCUGUCCAACAAACAAGAAGAGCCGUUGGUAAGACUGAGUCUCACUGAGAGACUAGGGAAACGAAAAUGUUCUAUUGGUGGUGACUGCGACCUUCCCUUGAAACGCAGCCUUGCACAAAGGCUAGGGAAGAAAGUGGAAACUCCAGAAACUAAUAUUGACAAAGCACCAAAGAAAGCUCAAGUUUACAAGUCUCUAAAGGAGCGAUUAGACUUGUCAGCGUGUCCAAACAGUGAGGAGACAGCAGAAAGAGUUCAUAAGGUUGGUGAGAUCCAUGUGAAGACACUGGAAGAAAUACUUCUUGAAAGAGCCCACCAGAAACGUGGAGAAUUUCAAACUAAACUCAAAACGGAAGCACCUUCAAAAGUUGAGGAUUCUGCUUCUGGACCAAGAAGCUCCUCCACCAUCCGAAUCAAAACCUUCUCUGAGGUCCUAGCUGAGAAGAAACACCGGCAGCAGGAGGCAGAGAGACAAAAAAGCAAAAAGGAUGGAGCGUCCAUUAAGCUGAAGACUGAUAACGAAAUGAAAAAAACUGUGGUUUUCCCUGCUACUGUUGCCAGCAGAGGACAGCCGGAGGAGCCUUCAGGGAGGAGCAGGUCCAUCCAGGAGGUACGCAUCAAGACCCUGGAGGAGAUCAGGAUGGAGAAGGCGCUCCGCGUCCAGCAGGGCCCAGAGAGCUCCACCAGCUCCCCGCUCCAGCCCGAGGCCACCCAGGGCACACGGCGGAUGCUUCGGAUCACCAAAAAAACAGGUUUAAAAGAGGAAAAGAAACUUCAGGAAGAAAGUGAAGUUGCUUCUCAGAGCAGUGUAACUAGAACAGAGGCGAAAGAGACUUCAGAUGAGUCCACAGAAAUUGGCAUCAGUAAAAUUCAAGCCAAGAGAUGUGAGACCACGAGAGAGAAAUACAUGCCGAAGCAGCCAGAGAAGGGAACUUCACAGGAGGAGUUGGCAGUUUUGACACCCCUUCAGGGAGACAUCAGCAAUACCCCAGCGGCUGAGAAACCUGUCCUCGCUCCUGUGGCCGGCCCCAUGCGGCACCCGGCAAAGCGACCUCCCGUAAAGUCAUCCCAGAAGGCGGAGGUGGAAACCUCAGGGAUCGGCGACUCUAUACUGAAUGUGAAAACUGCGGCACAGGCCUUGGAGAAAAGGGGUAAAGCUAAACCCAAAGUGAAUGUGAAGCCAUCUGUGGUUAAGGCUGGUUCCUCUCCUAAAGUCGCCCCGAAACGCAAGGCUUCGGAGACCCACCCUGCUGCUGUGGCAGCUGUGCGGCCACUCAGCUCCGGCAGCGCCGUAGGCGGAAGCCCAGCCAAGAAGGCAGCCUUGGCUGUUGUUCCAAUUCUUUCUGAGGAUCAGUCAGUCACUGUGCAUGAGACAGAAAAAUCCAGAGACAGUCCUGUGCUGCCGCCCAUCCAGUCCUCUUCAGUUCCCUCCCCGCCGCCGGAAGUAUCUGGUUCUUCUUCAUCCCAGAUGGCCACGAAAACCCGCCGACUCAGCUCUGCCUCAACAGGAAAACCUCCGCUCUCUGUGGAGGAUGAUUUUGAAAAACUGAUAUGGGAGAUUUCCGGAGGCAAAUUAGAAGCAGAGAUUGACCUAGAUCCUGGGAAAGAUGAAGAUGACCUCCUCCUUGAGCUGUCAGAAAUGAUUGACAGCUGAAGAUGGCGGGAGAAUAACAAACGAGAAAGGAAAAGAAAACUCGCCAAAAAAACUGGACCUACUUUAAUCUAUUAUUAUAACACUUACCCAAGAUGAUUGUUUUAGUCUAGAAUUUGCCCCAAACCAGAAGUAUACCUCUGAAUAAUUUUAUAUGUGUCCUGGAUUCCUUGGGGUCAGAUUUCUUAAAUCCCUUAACAACCAUUUUACCCAUUUGAUGCCAUUGUUUAGCAUCUGUGAGGGGGGAGGGGGGAAAAAAGUCUUAUCCCUCUUGCUACAAAAGGACUGAGGAGGGAGAUCCAAGUGAAAGGGUGCAAGAGAAUUUAGUGACUCCUUGAGGUGUUUGUCGGUUUUAGCUUUUUCCCUUAUGUUAUUUGAUUUCUUUCCUUAUUAUUGUACUUGAUGUUUCCUGAGUUUCAAAAGGAUGAAGACAGCUGCUACCAUUGAGGACCAAAUUUAUCACUACCACUAAGCAUCACCAACAAAAAAAAAAAAUCCACCCAGUCUGUGUUAAACUGUAUGUCUUUUUAGAGGUAUUUGGAGAGCCAGCUAAGCUUUAGACAGGGCCCCGCAGUCAGGAGCCCAGUAGUUAGACUUAACUUUAUGAAUCUGAUUUUCAUGCUCCCACUGCUCUGUGUGUCUCUGAAGAGCAAUAGCUAAUUUAUUAUUACUGUAAUUUUUAAAAGGCUUUAAAGUGCCUCAGGGGUCCUCUGAAACUAAUUUUCUAUUUCUGGGAUUCCCUGGACUCUGGAGAGAGUUGACCUAAUGAGUGGAAUUCUCACUUCAGUGUGAAAAGUUGUCCCUUCUCCUCAGUACUUGCCUCCUCCUAACAUUGAAUUAUCCAAGGAAUAAAAAAAAAAUGGUUUUAAUCUUUUAUUUCUAAUUCGCCCAGCAAACUCCUCUUGCCCAGUAUUUAUUUGGUGCCCAUCUCCCACCUACGGGGAAAAAAAACUCAUGCAAGCUGCCAGUAUUUGUGGGCGGUCACAGUACACUGGCUUGUACUGUUUCUGGGAAUGGCCGAGUGCUCUGGGGGUGUAUUGUAUACCUUCCAGGGGUCCUCAUUUCUGAACUGGAGUUUUUCCUUGAUGUCGGUGUCCUUUAUAUCACCACAAGGUUUAGACUUGUAAAGAAACAAGUUAUGAUGGAAAUAGUAGUCUUAAAAGGAGAUUUCAUUGUACAUAAUUAGAAGGAAGGGGAAAGAAGGACUUGUCCUUUUCGAUACUUUGCUGUAGGUGGCCAGUUUUGUUUCUUAUAGGGAAAUCUGACCCACCUGUCAUGUUGGCUCCUAAGGAACUGCUGUUAUAAGCGGCUCAUCAAGAGUUGAACUUCAUGUAGCCUUGUUGGGAAUACAGAAAAGGAAGAAAGCCACAGGACUGCCAUUCAGUCUUGGGAAGUUCUGGAUGAUUCUGCACAAGCAAAAUGACUUGAAGUUUAUGUACAGACACCUCUACCAGUCCAGUCCAUCUUCAGCUGACUGAAUGUUGUAUAAUAACCCUUCUCCAAAGCAGGGUGGAAUGUUCUGGUUUCACCACAGAUUUUCUACUCACUUCAUGUUUGGAAUUGGCUUCAAGAUUCCAAAUCCCUUUUGUAUAUAAUCGUAUUUUGCUUUUUUAAAAGUAAUUUUGUUUCAUAUUUAAAACCCUUGUAUUAGUGAUUUAUGUUCAGCAUUGUUUGAUCCAUUUGCCAUUUCAGAAAGAGAAAUACUUAUUUGUGUUUUAAAUAAAAAUGGCAUAGGAAAGUCUU